This is a messenger RNA of Anguilla rostrata (American eel), 4046 nucleotides long. Its product is annotated as DENN domain-containing protein 2A-like. Gene Ontology annotation, cellular component: actin cytoskeleton. NCBI's taxonomy places the organism in Eukaryota, Metazoa, Chordata, Actinopteri, Anguilliformes, Anguillidae. The coding region runs from base 409 to 3357 and encodes 982 amino acids. The record is from RefSeq and is a predicted model, not a curated record. Gene Ontology annotation, biological process: retrograde transport, endosome to Golgi. The transcript has 18 exons.
GAGAGAGAGAGAGAGAAAGAGAGAGGCAACGUCACUGCAGGAAAAGAUAGCCACACACUCAAAGUGGGAGAGAGAGAGAGAGAGAGAGAAAGAAAAAGAAGUUGUAAACCUUUUUUGUGCUCUGAGUUGGGAAGGAAGAGUUCUCAGCUCUGCCUGAGUUUCCCUUUUCCCCCGCUGAGACCGUGGAAAGAGCCGGAGCUUCUCUGCAGAGUUUGGGAGACAGAGCGCAGAUUGCAGAGGGAAGGGCUUUGAAAACUGAGCGUGAAGAAAAGAGAAAAGGCAAAGUGGUUCCAGAGGAAAUCAUGCGAGUGGAUGCUGCUGUAUCCAGUGUCAGGUUUCAGAAAAUGAGAGUCCAGUGCAAAAGUGCUUCUGCAGGGUCUGUCCAGCUGAGAAAGGCGAGUGCUGAGGAUGCCAGCUGUUAACACCAUGACCGGUGGGAGGGCAGUGCUGCUCUGUACAAACGCUGAGAACUGCAUCUACCAAUCUGUCGACAGGCUUCAGUGCUGUGGGCUGAAGUUCGGGGAGCCCCCUGCUGUGGGUGCCCAGUGGCCAGCCAAGCUGAAGGACGGUGAGGCCAAGCCCCCCCUCACCCCCCUGGAGAACCUGAGCGUCAGCUCAGGGUGCGCCGCCAUGCUCGCCCACAAGAGGGCGACCAGCGCCGACCCCCGGGCCAAUGAGAACGGGCUGGCGGGGGUCAGAGGGCUCUCCAGAGCCACGGCGGGCCUGAAGAGCAGCGCCAGCAUCCGGGACAAGAUCUCACAGUGGGAGGGCAAGAAGGAGUCCCCGCCCACCACACCCGCUGUGCCCGCCGCACCCGCCACCCCGCCAUCCUGCCCGCUGGCGAGCGCCAAGGAGGCGGAGCCCGCCAGGAAGAAGGACUCCAAAAGCGUGGAGCCCCAAAGGGAGGAGGGCAAGAGGCUUGUGAGCUGGGAGAGGCAGGACUCUGGGAAGGAGAACUCUGGGAAGAUGGUCGACUCCAGGCCCAGGUCGCCUGAAGGGCCCGGGCGGGACAGGGAGGGGGUUCGGGGGAAGCCCGCCGACAACGCCCAGGACAAGAGCUCGGUCCUGACCCACAUCAAGAAGCUGGAGCAGGCCAUGAAGGAGAGCCCCAGCAAGCCGUCCAUUGCGUUGCCAGGAAACUACUUCUGCCCCCCUUCCAGGGAGGAGCAGGAGGAAGCGGCGGAGGCGAGGGGGUCGGAGCCCAUUUUCGGGACGCUGGACGUGGCGCGGCCCGUCGGGGAGCGCCGGAGGCGGGACGCGGAGAACGUGUACACCGAGCCGGGGGCGCCGUCCAUCAACCCCCUCCCGAAACCACAGCGCACCUUCCAGCACCACACCCCCAACAAGACCUCCAACUCCGCCCCGGGGCUGGGGAGGGCCAGGAGGAACCUCCCCCCUCUGCCCUCCAUCCCCCCUCCCCCACUGCCCACCUGCCCCCCUCCCGGGGUGAACAGAAGGCCAUGGGCUGACAGACCCAGGGACAGCAGCAACAGGAAGUCCUACGAGUUUGAGGACGUCCUGCAGCUGUCCACGGAGGGCUGCAGGGUGGACUGGUACGCCCAGUCCAAGCUGUCCCUCACCCGCACUUUGUCAGAGGAGAACGUCUACGAGGACAUCCUAGACCCCCCGUCGAAGGAGAACCCCUACGAGGACAUAGAGCUGGAGAGCCGUUGCCUUGGAAACAAAUCCCCUCUGCCCCAGAGUCCAUCCUCCCCUGUUCCUGACACCCCAACUAAGCUCUCCUGCAAGCCCGGCUUCUUCCGGCAGAACUCCGAGCGCCGCAGCUUCAAGCUGCUGGACCUGCGCAAGACCAACCGCGAGGGGGGCGUGGCGUCCCCCUCCCGAAUCAGCCCCCCGUCCACCCCCAGCAGCCCCGACGACACCCCCUGCCUCUCCGGGGACCCCAACAACCGCAGGCGCAGGAAAAUCCCCAAGCUGGUGCUGAAGAUCAACGGGAUUUUCGAGGCGCGGAGGGGAAAGAAGCGGAUGAAGAAGGUCUCUCAGUCCGCGGAGUCCAGCUCAGGAAGGGUGACGGAUGAAAACAGCGAGUCCGACAGCGACACGGAGGAGAAGCUGAAAGCGCACAGUCAGAGGCUGGUGUCUGUGCAGUCCAUGCUGAGGCAGACUGGGCGCUACCGCACGCUGGAGCGGGACCUGCUCGAGCUGCAGGAACGCCGGCUCUUCGAGUACUUCCUGGUGGUGGCGCUGCACAAGGCCAAGGCCGGCGCCCCCUACCUGCCGGAGGUCACUCAGCAGUUCCCUCUCAAGCCCAGCGGUAAAGGCCGGCGCCUUCCGGAGGUGUACUGCAUCGUGAGCCGGCUGGGCUGCUUCGACCUCUUCUCAAAGAUCCUGGAUGAGGUGGAGAAGCGCAGGGCCAUCUCCCCCGCCCUGGUGCAGCCCUUCAUGAGGGCCGUCAUGGAGGCGCCCUUCCCCGCCCCCGGCAGGACCAUCACCGUCAAGAACUUCCUGCCCGGCUCAGGGACGGAGGUGAUUGAGCUGUGCCGGCCGUCAGACUCCCGUCUGGAGCACGUGGAUUUCGAGUGCCUGUUCUCCUCCCUCAGCCUGCGCCUCCUCCUGCGGGUCUUCGCCUCCCUCCUGCUGGAGCGCAGGGUCAUCUUCACCGCCGACAAGCUCAGUACCCUGUCUCAGUGCUGCCACGCGGUGGUGGCCCUGCUGUACCCAUUUGUGUGGCAGCACACCUACAUCCCUGUGCUGCCCCCCUCCAUGAUCGACAUCGUCUGCACCCCCACCCCCUUCAUCGUGGGGCUGCUGUCCAGCUCCCUGCCCCGCCUCAAAGAGCUGCCCAUCGAGGAGGUGCUGGUGGUCGACCUGGGUAACAGUCGCUUCCUCAGACAGAUGGACGACGAGGACUCCAUCCUGCCCCACAAACUGCAGGCGGCGCUGGAGCACGUCCUGGAGAGGAGGAGGGAGCUGGCCUGCGAGAGGGGAGAGAUCUCCAGCGACUCCAGCUCCCUCAGCGCUGUGGUGUCUGAGGCCUUCGUGCGCUUCUUCGUGGAGAUGGUGGGCCACUACCCGCUCUUCCUGGGUGCUGGGGAGCGCGAUGAAGAGUCCUCCUCCUCCCCCUCCUCCUCCCCCACCCCCUCCUCCUUCCAGCGCGAGGCCUUCCGCAAGGCCGUCUCCUCCAAGAGCCUGCGCCGCUUCCUGGAGCUCUUCAUGGAGACGCAGACCUUCACCGGCUUCAUCCAGGAGAGGGAGCAGCGCCGGCAGGGCGUGAGAGGCCUGUUUGAAGUGAGGGCUCAGGACUACCUGGACUCUCUUCCUGGGAGCGAACACCGCGGAGUCAACAAGUUCCUCAAAGGCCUAGGCAAUAAAAUGAAAUUCCUGUCCAAAAAGUGAUGAGGAAUGUUGGACCCAGCUGCUCAGCAGCGUGCAGUGUGUGCGUGAGAUGGCUGACAGGCGUUUUUUUUUACGAUCUGGAAGCCGGACUCACGAAAACAAGCUCAACAGCAACGGGGACCCGCAUAGCCGCAGUUCUGUGCAGCCUGACUGCUAAAGCUGCGGGAAACUGUCCAUUUCAACCCUGAGGAGAGAGGGGGGCUUUUUGGGCUAACUGAGGCUCGGGCUGAUAACUCUCAAUGCGCUCUAUUUUAUCACUGCCUGCACCAAAAUACCGAUUCAUAUCGCGGCAGUCACUUCCUCUCACUGCCCUGAUGGGGGCGGAUUAAUGGCUGGUUAUUAUCGUGUCCUGUGUCUCUUCACUUCACUAGUCUACUGUCUCUCCUCCAAAAUGGACGCUGAAUUCUCUCAGCUGCAGUGGACCAAAUGAGUGGCACACCAGGAGAAGUGAAGAUGUGGGCUGAGCAGCCGAAGGAGAAUUUUUGUAGUUUUUUUAUUAUGAUUUAAAAUUUUUGUAGUUUUUAAAUAAAUGUGGAUAAUUUUUUUUUUUUUUUACAUUUGAACACAGUACAACUUCUUUUGAAACAGGAGGCUAUAAAUUAAUUUAUAUUCUUUUCAGACAAACGUUAUAUCUUUUUCUUUCCAUUUCAGAUGAAGCAAAAAAAAAAAGCUAUGGUAGUUGUCGGUUU